Molecule: messenger RNA, 3488 nt
Organism: Colossoma macropomum (tambaqui)
Lineage: Eukaryota; Metazoa; Chordata; Actinopteri; Characiformes; Serrasalmidae
Product: leukemia inhibitory factor receptor-like
Exons: 18
Coding region: 321-3077 (918 amino acids)
Biological process (GO): cytokine-mediated signaling pathway
Cellular component (GO): membrane; signaling receptor complex; external side of plasma membrane
Molecular function (GO): cytokine binding; cytokine receptor activity
Source: RefSeq, a predicted model, not a curated record
UGUUAAGAUGUGUUGACCAAUCAAGCAGGUUGCGUUACUGUGUCUUUUUCCGUGGAAGAACGCCUCUUCCAGUACGAACCUCCUCCUGCUGUGUCACUCCCAGCUCUCCGUGUGAACACACUCUUCUCACCCGAACACCAGGAAGGUCUGUACCGCACGAAUCUCUUCGUUUUAAACUUUGGUAAGAGAAAGCGAAGUUUGUUUCAGCCUGCGAUGCUCACGUCAGCUCACUAAAGAGGAGAAUCGGGGCGGUAAGCAGAUCACAUCAUUUCCCAUGCAGGCGUAGAUCCGUGUGAAUCGUUCUGUUCCUGUGUCCCAUCAUGGCCUCUGCAGAUUUCUGGCCUCUGUGCACAUUACUGUUUUUGGUAGUAGUGCAGGGAAAACAGUAUGCGCUCCCACUACCUGUCCCUGAGAUAGUGAGAGUAUAUUCAGAUGCAAGUGACACGCGUGGUUUCGGUGUUUGGAAGAUGAAUCUUGAAUGGAGGGAUAAUUUCACCAAUGGCAACAAACCAGAGCCAGUCACUUACGACGUGGAGAUCUUCUAUCAUGAGCAGAUGCGACUUGUACAUAAUGAGACAUUAAAAGACCCAAUGGGCACUCAUCAGUGGAGCUGGACUUCACCCUUUCCUCUCCAGUGUACCUCACAUUCAGUCAGACUGCGCACCAGACACCAGAGUGACACCAGUGAUUGGACACCUUUAUACAUUUUAAAAGGAAAAGACACGGAUGAGUUUCCUGAGAGUAACGUGUAUCCUAAAGAUUACUUCGCUCGGGUUGGUGAAGAUAUUGUAUUCUGCUGUAUAUUAAAGACAGAGAGCUUUGCGGGAUUCAAUUCUUCUAGUUUUACAAUCCAGAUCAGCAACAGGACAUACAUCACAGAGCCUGUUCCCUGUGAUGACGUCUCUGCCGCAGAAGGUUCUGAUAUGCUUUGUGAUGGUACAGGUGCCACAAUCUUCACUGGCUAUGCCCCCGAUGACCAGAAUCUUACAUGUGAGACGAGAGAUCUCAAUUCUGUGGAAUGUCACUGGAUCCCUGGGAAAACCAGCAUAUCACUCCUGUUUAAAGUACAUUACACAGUCAAUAAAAGGAAUUGCUCAGCUCAUAUGUGUGUACUGGAUGAGAGCAUAGAUAAGGGGGUAAUGAAUUGGACACUAAAUGCCACAAACGUCCUCGGCACAAAGAUAAUCAGUGAUGUAGCUGAUCCAAAACACAGGGUACGACUCAAAGCACCCACGCUUACAAGUGCAGUUUUAGUUCAUGCAAGGAAUGCCACACUUGAAUGGCAAUGGGGUGAAAUGCCAAAAUUCAAUUCCUUCCCAAUGAUUUGCCAAGUGGAGGUGGAUGGACACACUGUUCAGGAAACAUUUAGUGGAACUGGACUCAAGUCACUGGUCUUGGCAGACCUGCAGCCCUUUACAGGAUACUCAGCUCGUGUGCGGUGUGGCUCUCGUGAACAUUUUUAUAAGUGGGGUGACUGGAGUAACCUCAUCACCUUCUCUACCAAAGAAGACAUUCCAGAAGCUGUGGAUGUGUGGAUGCAAGUUCUUAAUGGACACACUUAUGCUGUAUGGAAGAGUUUAACUGCGCAUCAGAGUCAUGGGAUUAUUACAGGCUAUGAGCUGCUUUUAGGAAGCGCCACAGACGUGACCAAAGAGCACAUCAGCAAAGCCACAAAUGACCACUGUCUCAAACUCAGCCCCAGGAGAGCAGAAGGAGAUUAUUUUAUCUCCAUUUCUGCCAAGAACUCUGUUGGUGUCUCUCCUCCCUCCAAAAUCACCAUCUCCAACCUACAGUCAGAUGGUGGUAUUAUCACUGAUACCAUCAGAGGACACAACGGUAGUUUUAGUAUGUCUUGGGAUCCAAGCCCCAUUUCCAGCUGCGGCUAUGUGGUGGACUGGUUUCCAACAUACAAUACAGAGCAGUGUGCUGUAAAAUGGAUGAAGAUCCCCUCUGAUUUCUCAAAUGCCACAAUUUACUCAGAUUUUGAAAAUGGGGUAAAGUACACUCUCUCAGUCUAUGCGUGCACUUCAGGAGCCCCACAGCUACUGCAGAGAAGAGAAGGCUAUGUGAAAGAGCUAGCCCCAUUAGGCACAGUUCGCAACCUAACAGCAGAGCAGCAUGGCAUGGAUGUUAAGCUUUCCUGGAAAGACAUGCAUGAAGAGGAGAUGAAAGGCUUUUUAUUGGGAUAUAUUGUGUCCUACAAGCGUUCCAGUGGAGAUCAAAAUGAAGAUGUAGAUGAGAAUUCCAGUGAAGACAAAAAAGAUGUCUUUAUUCCAAUAUUAGAGCCACGAAUUCAUGACCCCACUGUUCGAACGCAUACGCUGCCAAAUCUUCGUCCUGGUUACUAUACAUUUGAGAUCAAGGCCUUCACAUCUGCAGGAGAGGGUCCUGGAUCUGUUGUUAGUCUCUCUGUGGAUUAUCAGGCUUACAUACUGAUUCUCAGCAUUCUCAUAGCUUUGGGUACAUUAGCCUGCGUCAUUGCCAUCAUCGUCCUUUGCUGCAGCAAGAGGGAAUGGUUACAGUCAAAACUGUAUUCAGAUACUCCUAAACCGGUGCUUUCAGGAGACUGGCUUACACAGGGAUUUCACCAGUGCCACGUCAUGGAUAAGAUACUGCUUGCAGAAAGUGAGGUGCUCAUGGUGAAAAAUCCAGAACCUUGUCUACAGGUUGUUCCACAGUUACAGAAAGCACAAGAAGAGGUUGAUCUGAAAUCCAAAGAUCCACUGUGGAUGAGAUACUGCAAUGAUGUUUGUGAUCCUCAGACCGUUUCUCCCCUCACCAUUGACCUUUCCUACACAGAGGUCCCAUCCCCAGGGAUUCAGAAUCCUACAUACAACAUUCCUCUGUCCCUUCCAGAUGAUGAUAAUCUAGUGUUAGGUUACAUGCCUCAAAUACAGAAUGUCGACAACCAGCUCCAACCCUGUGAUGUCAGACCUGCCCAAAUGGACUCUGGGGGCUAUCAGCCCCAGUCACAAGGAUCUUCACAAACUACUGAAAUACCUAAUGAGACCAUCUUACCACUCAGUUCAGCCUCAGUCAGUUCUUCUGAGUAUCUGCUUCACAGUGCUUGUAGGUAGUCCUUAGAUAAGAAGUGUCCAGUCUUAUUCAAAAAGGUCCAAUGUGCUUUCAAGUUUUUGUUCCAACAAAGCAGGAGCAACCAUUGUCAGUUGUUUGAAGACUGAGAGCAAUUUAUUAUACCAGUAGAAUCAGGUGAGCUCCUGCUUGAUUGGAAUGAAAACCUACAGCCUUUGUGGAUACAACUGGACACCCCUGCUUUAAAUACAACAUACAGCGGCAUUUAGUAGCACUGUUUAAACUUUGACAAAAAACAACAAGAAAUGUAUGUAUUAUGAUGCACCUGUAAUGUGAGUUUAUUUGAAUGUACCUUUGUACCUUUUUUUGUAUUGUUUGACUACAGUGUAUGUUAUUCUUAAGUUAAAACAUCUCUUGCUUCAAAUAUUCAGAAUAAAUAAUGUUUUAUUUUUAAA